UAUUUAGUAAUUAUAUAUGUUACAACGUUCUUGUGUUUUAAGUUCAAAAUAUUUUAGUAUUUAUAGUAUUAAUUACUUCAAAAUGGGCAAGCCACGCAAGCCUAAAGUGACUAAAAAAUCAAAUCAAAAUGAUACUGAUCCUAAGGAGCAUGAGGCAACUAUUUCGGUUUUACAAAAAUUUAGAAAUAAUACAGGAUCAAAAAUUGAAAGUCAAAUAAAAACUGAAAAUAAAAAUAUUGAGCAAGAUAUUGCUGAUCAGCCAAAGAUUGAAAGCCAAGAGAAAACUGAAAAUAUAAAUAUUGAGCCAAAUAUUGCUGAUCAACCUAAGACAGAGAUUCUAUAUGUUAAAAAUGAGAUUGAUGAAAAAACUGUUUCACCAGUUCAGGAUAAUAAAAAGGCUUUGAAAAGACCUCAUGUUAAAGUAGAACUAGAGAGCCCAAAAAAGGAAGGAGACGUCACUGAAAGCAAAAAGAGCAAUUUUAUUGCAACUUGGGAACCUCAAAAUUGGAAAGAAGCAUUACAAAAUUUGGAAAAAAUGCGUGAAAAGAAAGGCGCUCCGGUGGAUACAAUGGGAUGUCAUAUGGCUGCUGAUUUAAAUGCUGAACCAAUAAUAAAGCGAUUUCAUUUCCUCAUUGCCCUUAUGCUAUCAAGCCAAACAAAAGAUCAAGUUAAUUACGAUGUUAUGCAAAAACUUAUUAAAUUACCUGGAGGUCUGACUGUUGAUGUGAUAAGAAAUAUUGAUGAAAAAGAUUUGGCUGAGUUGUUACGCCCUGUUAGUUUUUACAAAACUAAAGCUAAACAUAUUAAAUUAGCUGUGGAAAUUCUGAAAGAUAAAUAUAAUUGUGAUAUUCCGAAAACUUCAGUAGAUUUAUGUAAAUUGCCUGGUGUAGGACCUAAAAUGGCCCACAUUUGCAUGCAGGUUGCUUGGAAUGAAACAACUGGGAUUGGUGUUGAUACUCAUGUGCAUAGAAUUUCUAACAGAAUGGGAUGGGUAAAGAAACCCACUAAAACACCAGAAGAGACUAGAGUUGCUUUAGAAUCCUGGUUACCCAAAGAAUAUUGGGCUGAUGUCAAUACUUGGAUGGUUGGUCUAGGUCAAACUAUUUGCAAACCAAUCAAACCUAAUUGUAGUGGUUGUCUUAAUAAAGAAUUAUGUCCAGUGGGCCAAGGGAAGAAGAAACCAUAAUUUUGCCCCCAUCAGGUAUAUCAACAACCCAUCGAGAUCCAACCAGAUUUAAAGAUUUUGAAAAGAAAUCGUUGUAUAUCAAUCCAGUGAAAAUUGAAAAUAGGCCCAUUAGCAAAAUUAUAUAACGACCGCC
Messenger RNA from Ctenocephalides felis (cat flea), 1319 nucleotides. It is a transcript of the gene Nthl1, whose product is annotated as endonuclease III-like protein 1. Gene Ontology annotation, cellular component: nucleus. The transcript has 7 exons. Gene Ontology annotation, biological process: nucleotide-excision repair; base-excision repair, AP site formation; base-excision repair. Lineage: Eukaryota; Metazoa; Arthropoda; Insecta; Siphonaptera; Pulicidae. Bases 17 to 1186 code for a protein of 389 amino acids. Gene Ontology annotation, molecular function: DNA-(apurinic or apyrimidinic site) endonuclease activity; oxidized pyrimidine nucleobase lesion DNA N-glycosylase activity. The record is from RefSeq and is a predicted model, not a curated record.